Durio zibethinus is the source of this 1986-nucleotide messenger RNA. Its product is annotated as RNA methyltransferase family protein. Gene Ontology annotation, molecular function: RNA methyltransferase activity. The record is from RefSeq and is a predicted model, not a curated record. Lineage: Eukaryota; Viridiplantae; Streptophyta; Magnoliopsida; Malvales; Malvaceae. Gene Ontology annotation, biological process: RNA processing.
UAAAUCAAGUUAACUAAAAAAUCCACAUAAAAACUAAUGUUUUAUACACAUAUUUUGAAAAAUAAAUUCGAUCUCUUUUUAUUAAAUUCUUAUAUUCAUGGAUCACUUGAUCAAGAGGACUGCAAAAUCUUUUUCAAGAGUGUAAACUACCACAUAUAUUUAUCUCUUCAGUUUUCCCUCUCCUUCAUAAACCCAAAACCCCUAAUAUGGCCACCAUCCCAAGCCACGCCUUAAGACACUUCGCUGUAACUAGACCAUGGCUCCGCAAAAUCCACUGCACCGCAUCUCUCGCGUUUCCCAGUCAAGACCCACUCCAAAUCCACCCUGACAAUGGCCACAACGGUGAUGCUAACGCCAAAAAAACCAACAACAGUAAUUCACAAGCAUUCUUUCCGAAGAAAAACCAAGUCUUGGAGCUUGAAUGUGAGAGCUUGGCCUUUAAAGGGAAAGGUGUUUGCAAGGUGGCAGGUUCUGGGUUUGUUUUAUUGUGUGACAAUGCACUUCCUGGGGAACGUUUCAUUGGCCGUGUUAGUCGUAAGAAAGGAAAUUACGCUGAGGUGACCAAGUUGAAGACAAUAUCUCCUCAUUGGGACUUUGUAGAUGCACCUUGUGAGUAUGCAUCAUACUGUGGAGGUUGUAAAACACAAAACCUGUCUUAUCAGGCUCAACUCAAAGCAAAGGAGCAACAAGUACGUGAAUUGGUCAUCUAUGUUGGAAAGUUUUCUGAUAAAAACCCAGAUUUCUCAAGUAUUAUGAAGUCCAUUGUUCCCUGUGAUAUACAGUUCCAUUAUCGGAAUAAGAUGGAGUUCUCAUUUGGUUCACAGAAAUGGUUACCCAAGGAAUUAUUAAACAAGAAACUAGAGGGUAAUGAGAACUAUGCACUUGGACUGCAUGCUCCUGGCUAUUUUGAUAAGAUACUAAAUAUUGACAAAUGUUUAUUACAAAGUGAGCCUGCUAACGAGAUCCUUGCAACUGUCCAAGAUCUUUGGAAAGAUCCAGAACUCGGUCUUUCUCCAUAUAAUGUUCACUCUCAUGCUGGAUUUCUUAAGCAUCUAGUUCUGAGAACUGGAAGAGACAUGAAGACCAGUCUCCCUGAACUUAUGGUUAACUUUGUCACCUCAUCUUACAAGCCAGAGUUGCUGAAACACCUAGUUGAGAAAAUUUCAGCUAUUCCUGAAGUGGUUAGCAUUAUGAAUAAUGUAAAUUCUUCUGUUGGUAACACAUCUGUCGGGGAGGAGGAGUAUACUUUGUAUGGAAAAUCUACAAUCACAGAGAGUUUGAGAGGUCUAACAUUUCAAAUUUCUGCAAACUCUUUUUUCCAGACAAAUACUCAUCAGGCGGAGAUCCUCUAUAAACUUAUUGAAGAUUGUGCUGGCCUGAGAGGAGAUGGCUCUGAAAUUGUCCUUGACUUAUUUUGUGGAACAGGAACUAUUGGUCUAACACUUGCCAAAAAGGCUAGACAUGUUUAUGGUUAUGAAGUGGUUGCUCAAGCCAUCGCAGAUGCUCAUAGAAAUGCCAAGCUGAAUGGAAUAAGUAAUGCUACAUUUAUCCAAGGAGAUCUUAAUAAAAUUGGUGAAAAUUUUGGCAAAGAUUUUCCAAAGCCUGAUAUCGUCAUUUCAGAUCCAAAUAGACCCGGUAUGCACAUGAAGUUAAUCAAAUUUCUGCUAAAGCUUAAAGCUCCAAGAAUUGUUUAUGUAUCAUGCAAUCCUGCGACUUGCGCUCGUGAUCUUGAUUACCUUUGCCAUGGUGUGAUAGAGCAAAAUAUCAAAGGAUGUUACAAGUUAAAAAGCAUACAGCCAGUGGAUAUGUUCCCUCAUACUCCUCAUAUUGAAUGUGUUUGCCAAUUGGAGCUUCUUGAAUACUAACUUUCACCCUUUAAAAUACUAUGAGAAUUCUUUAUUUUAUGAUAAAUUUGUUUAUUAAUUUCAUUAGUUUUGUAAUUUUAAAUUUAACUGUUUAGGCAAUGAAACACUUGCAUCCUUCAAA